Molecule: messenger RNA, 909 nt
Organism: Tripterygium wilfordii
Lineage: Eukaryota; Viridiplantae; Streptophyta; Magnoliopsida; Celastrales; Celastraceae
Product: ATP-dependent Clp protease proteolytic subunit 2, mitochondrial-like
Exons: 2
Coding region: 110-841 (243 amino acids)
Biological process (GO): protein quality control for misfolded or incompletely synthesized proteins
Cellular component (GO): endopeptidase Clp complex
Molecular function (GO): ATPase binding; serine-type endopeptidase activity; ATP-dependent peptidase activity
Source: RefSeq, a predicted model, not a curated record
UUGAAGAGAAGAAAAACCGCAAAUCGACCCGAAUUCUGAACUGAACCCCUAAACCCCAUCUCCCCCUUUCUCAUUUCCCAAAUACUCUCUCUCUCGCUCUCUCGGUGCAAUGAUGAUGAGGGGCCUCAUCUCGGGAGCCACCGGCAGAUUUUCUGCUGUCCGGAACUUGUUGAGGCCAUCAAUGGCCGGUACUGUUCGCCGGUACAGCCUGAUUCCUAUGGUGAUAGAGCACUCCUCUAGAGGUGAGAGAGCCUACGAUAUAUUCUCUAGACUGCUCAAAGAGAGGAUCGUUUGCAUCAAUGGACCUAUCGACGACGAUACGGCACACGUGGUGGUUGCUCAGCUUCUCUUUCUCGAGUCUGAAAACCCUUCUAAGCCCAUCCACAUGUACCUCAACUCCCCCGGCGGCCAUGUCACUGCUGGUCUUGCUAUUUAUGAUACUAUGCAGUACAUUCGACCCCCAAUCAAUACCAUUUGUUUGGGGCAAGCUGCAUCUAUGGGUUCGCUCCUUUUGGCUGCUGGUGCAAAGGGUGAGCGCCGUGCCCUACCAAAUGCGACAAUAAUGAUUCAUCAGCCUUCAGGUGGGUAUAGUGGGCAGGCAAAGGAUAUAACAAUUCACACAAAGGAAAUAGUUCGAGUUUGGGAUUCACUAAAUGCAUUGUAUUCAAAGCACACAGGGCAGGCAAUUGAGAUUAUACAGAAGAACAUGGAUAGAGAUUAUUUUAUGACCCCUGAGGAAGCAAAGAAAUUUGGGAUAAUUGAUGAGGUGAUUGAUCAAAGACCCACAGCGUUGGUUACUGAUGCUGUCAGCAAUGAAGGCAAAGAGAAAGGCUCGAAUUAGUGUUAGGGGGAUGUUAGUUGAAAAAGCAUUUUUAAUUUGAAAUUUCAACCUGUUCUUGAUUUAGAUUU